This is a messenger RNA of Culex pipiens pallens (northern house mosquito), 1144 nucleotides long. RefSeq lists its product as uncharacterized. The record is from RefSeq and is a predicted model, not a curated record. The coding region runs from base 315 to 1004 and encodes 229 amino acids. Gene Ontology annotation, biological process: oogenesis; negative regulation of translation. Lineage: Eukaryota; Metazoa; Arthropoda; Insecta; Diptera; Culicidae. Gene Ontology annotation, cellular component: perinuclear region of cytoplasm. Gene Ontology annotation, molecular function: mRNA binding; zinc ion binding. The transcript is spliced from 3 exons.
AAACUCAAUCAGCUGUGGCACUCACCGUUUUUGGCGCGUAUUUAGAGUAGACCUUUAAAUCCACGGCUAUCAGCAGCUGGUUCGAUCAGGUUUGGUUCGGCUCCUCCGGAAUCGACGGUCUUUCUCUACGAAUCCUUUGUUCUACGCGGUUUACGCGCGCAAAUUGUGAAUGAUCGGGUCGUCUCCAUUCACAGCCCGCACCAGAACUCGGCCUCAGUCCUCGAAGAACCGUCCCGAAGUGCAGACCAGUCGACCAGCUCUCUUCUCCAGUGCCUCGUGGCCUCGCCGGAAGUAAGUACAAAGUGAAAACGACAAUGUCUGUCAGCGAAGAAACACUCGAGCUGAUGAAGGCGGCCAUCCGGAACGGCACCAACCCGGACGGAACUUUGGUGCGAUCGAAGCUCACGAACAUGCUGGUGUGGAAGUCGGCCGAGCAUGACGCGGACGAUCCGUACCUGCAGUGUUUGGUUCCGGCCCUGUUCACGGACGAAGUCCCGAUCCUAACCGUGCCCGAGGAAGAUCUGCAGCAGCAGCUGCUGCCGCCGGUGCCAGUGCCACAACCGCUGAAAGCAGCGCAGCCACUUCCGGUUCCGAAGCGCGGAGGACGAACCGUCCUGGGCGAGAUUCUGGCGCCGAACGGGCAGACGAAGAAGCCUGGCCUGGCGGCCACCGGCGAGAAGAUUGGCAUGAGCAUGAAGCCGCAGACCGCGAUCGCCACCAGCGUGGCCAAGCAUGAGAAGGAAAACAAACUCAACUGGCAGGAUCAGUGGGAGCUGCUGAAGAAGUCCGGACAGUUUUGCAACUUUUGCAAAAAGAACAAGGAACUCCGUGAAAUCUACCAGUCGCAUGACCUGAAGGGACCCGACGGAACGGUCACCUGUCCGGUGCUGAAGCGCUGUGUUUGUCAGUGUUGCGGCGAGCAAGGCCACACCAUCGCUUAUUGUCCCCGGAACGCGACGGGUACCAGCAUCCUCCAGAUGAUUAACCAUCACAAUCGACUGUGAGCCUCUCGUUCCGGCAGGUAGGAGCUAUGAGCAGGCUAACUUUGCACGAAACUAGAAUGACGCGUCCGACCGACUUUUUACCCGCUCUUAUUUGAGCUUCGCGUGUUUUUUUGGUCCCUUAAAUGUUAUUUAUUCUUAAU